AUGUACUCCGUUACGCUUGGUGUUGUGUUGCUGCUCGUGGCGGGAGCUUAUGCUCAGAGUGAAUGUCCGAGUGGGUAUGAGCUUUUCGAUGGAAGAUGCUACAUGGUGUCCGAGGAAGGUACGUGCUGGGAGGAAGCCAAAGCGCGAUGUGAGAGCUCUGGCGGCAUUCUAGCCAUCCCUGGGAGUCAAGAAGAGCUGUCAAGCAUCUUAGCAGUGGUAUCUCAACAUCUCGGUCCUGAAGCGUUCACCGUCUGGCUUGGUUUCACAGACAAGAUCAAUGAGGGCGUCUUCUUGGAUGUCAAUGGCAAUGCUAUGGUGUUUGAUUCUUUUUUUCCUGGGGAACCCAACGAUAACAAUGGGGAAGAUUGUGUCGGGAUGUACCCAAGUGGCAAGAUGAAUGAUCUCCCUUGCGAGUAUAUCACUACCAGUUUCAUUUGCACUGCUGGUGCACCAGGUAACACAAACCUUACUUAA
Messenger RNA from Asterias rubens (European starfish), 474 nucleotides. RefSeq names its product C-type lectin domain family 17, member A-like. Lineage: Eukaryota; Metazoa; Echinodermata; Asteroidea; Forcipulatida; Asteriidae. Bases 1 to 474 code for a protein of 157 amino acids. The record is from RefSeq and is a predicted model, not a curated record. The transcript is spliced from 2 exons.